Messenger RNA from Lates calcarifer (barramundi perch), 1448 nucleotides. RefSeq names its product fragile histidine triad diadenosine triphosphatase (gene fhit). The coding region runs from base 282 to 737 and encodes 151 amino acids. The record is from RefSeq and is a predicted model, not a curated record. NCBI's taxonomy places the organism in Eukaryota, Metazoa, Chordata, Actinopteri, Centropomidae. Gene Ontology annotation, cellular component: cytoplasm; nucleus; plasma membrane. The transcript has a single exon. Gene Ontology annotation, molecular function: bis(5'-adenosyl)-triphosphatase activity; ubiquitin protein ligase binding. Gene Ontology annotation, biological process: purine nucleotide metabolic process; diadenosine triphosphate catabolic process; negative regulation of proteasomal ubiquitin-dependent protein catabolic process.
UUUCGGUCCAUAUCCCUGUUUGACGUUGGAGUAACGGCGGUUACCACGGCUACAGCGCCCGCGAAACAGUCCAACGAGUUGCCGUAGUUGUGGAAGGCGAAUAUGACUGAAUGAAACUCCUGAGCUCCCAGUGGUGUAGAUGUCAGGUGUUUGUGCGGCCGGAGUUUUAUCGAAUACCUGUCGCACUGAGGCGUCAAGCAAGUAUUGGCAGCUGGAAGCUAGGUUAACUCAUAUGCUAGCAGGCCCCUUUAGCUGAGACGUUACCCCAGAGUCAGUGGGACAUGACCCUGCGCUUCGGACAGCAUCUCAUCAAGGCCUCGGCUGUGUUCCUGCAGACCGAGCUGUCAUUUGCUCUGGUCAACAGGAAGCCCGUGGUGCCGGGACAUGUGUUGGUGUGCCCUCUCAGACCGGUGGAGCGUUUUCGGGACCUCCAACCGGACGAGGUGGCAGAUUUAUUCAGCACCACCCAGAAAGUCGCCAACCUGGUAGAGAGACACUUCAACGCCACCUCGCUCACCAUCGCCAUCCAGGACGGUCCUGAAGCCGGACAGACCGUGAAGCACGUCCACGUCCACGUGCUGCCCAGGAAGAAGGGGGAUUUCGAGAGGAAUGACAGCGUCUACGAUGAACUGCAGAAGCACGACCGAGAAGAUGAGGACAGUCCCUCCAUGUGGAGAUCAGAGGAGGAGAUGGCAACAGAGGCUUCGGAUCUGAGGAGACAGCUCCAGGAUCCAUAAAUGGACAGUUUAUGUCAGGGUCAGCAGUGACUGGAAGUUCAUACACACACCUGACAUUAAUGUGAAACUGUAUCUGCUCACAUCUUCAUUGUUUUGUAUUUUGUAUUCUUUUAUUUUAUUUCCAAAACAAAAUGCAAAUAUAUAAAAAAAGUUUUCUCCAAUUUUUUUUCUUUGUGUGUUUACUCAUGGUAAAAACUAGAGUUACUUUCUAUUUUUUGCUGGUUUUGUUUCAUUAAAUGUUAAUAUUUGGUGCUGCUUUUCUAUGUUUCACUGUAAAUGGAACACCUUUGAAUUUAUGACUGCUGAUUGAACAAAAAAAACAAUCUGAAGACAGACAAGAAGCUGUGAUGAGCAUUUUCAGCAAUUUCCUGACAUUCAAUAGGCUAAACAAUCCAUCUUUUAAUUAAAGAUAAUUGUGUAAAGCUUUAGGGUGGAGCGUCACACCACAUUUGAAGAACAGGGUCCUGUAUUUCUAACAUUCCUUCUUAUUCCUUGCAUUUGUUGGUUUUUUGUUGGGGUUUGGCUGCUCUUUUCAUUCAGUCACAGUUCAGCUGGUCUGUGGGGCCCUCCCAGUUCUAACAGUUCACAACAUGCCCAGUGUCUUGAGCAAGGACGCUGUUUUAAGUGUAUUUGUACUAUUUAUGUCAACAUUCUCCAGGGAUGGUGUUCAACUUGCAGAAAUUAACAUAAUACAAUAUUGGUGGCCCUCUA